AUGGCCCACCCCUUACCCCUCGCGUCCGCAUCCCUAAGCCACGGCGCAACCGCCGAGAUCCGUGUUUCCGUUCAGCUCGUGCUGGAGGGAGGGGACGGGCGAGCCGGAGGGCCGGGGGAAGGAGCUCCAAGGAUCCACUACUACGGCUGGCUCGUUGAUAUCGAUGGUGACGGGGGACGGCGCGAUGAAAUAACAUUCUUCCUCGCACCCACGAACCUGAUCCCCGCAACACACCGACUACGCACGUCACCAGCCGGAUCGCAAUUCACGCGCUGCGAAGACGCAGCGUGUCCGGCUCAGCGGCCACGUCGACCGAGCGAUGGCGAUGGCGAUGGCGAUAGCGAAAGCAAAGCUGGGCGUGCGACCGAGAACGAGAGCGCAGCGAGGCCAGGGGGAAUACGAAUACAUUUCCAUCAUGAGAGCGGAGUGGUUGUUGCUUUUGAGGGUGGGGAUGGGGGCUGGUGUUUUGGACACCCGCAACGGUAG
Messenger RNA from Aspergillus mulundensis, 486 nucleotides. RefSeq lists its product as uncharacterized. The coding region runs from base 1 to 486 and encodes 161 amino acids. The transcript has 3 exons. The record is from RefSeq and is a predicted model, not a curated record. Lineage: Eukaryota; Fungi; Ascomycota; Eurotiomycetes; Eurotiales; Aspergillaceae.